AUGGCUGUAGCCGCUAAACUCAAUAAAUUACAUAUCCCCCCGAACUCUUUAAACAGGCAGAUUACGAAGCAGGAGCUCAACCAGUCCGCUGUGACAGAAUUCAUCCUACUGGGCUUUGCCCUCAGCCCCAGGACCAACCCUCUGCUCUUCACCUUCUUAGUCUCUUACCUACUGAUCCUCGUAAGCAACAGCCUCCUGAGCACCCUCAUCCUCCAGGACAUGUGCCUGCACACGCCCAUGCACUUUUCCAUCAGGGUCCUGUCCAUGCUGGACAUGUGCUUCACCACCACUGCCGUGCCCCUGAUGCUCGUGCAGGUUCUCAGCAAGAGAAGAGCCAUCUCUUUUGCUAGAUGUGUGGCCCAGAUGUACAUCUUCCUCCUCUUUGGGAUCGCCGAGUCCUGGCUUUUCUCCAUCAUGUCCGUGGACAGGUACCUGGCCAUCUGCCACCCGCUCCGGUACAAGGUCGUCAUGAGCCGCUGUGUGUGCCUCCUCACGGUGGGCAUCUGUGCAGCCUAUGGUAUGGUGGGCGGCCUGUCCGAUACCUUCUUUGCUAUGCGCCUGCCCUAUUGUGGCCCUAAUGAAAUUGACCACUACUUUUGUGAGGUCCCUGUGGUCCUGAAGCUGUCCUGUGCAGACACAUCCCUCAAUGACUUGUUGGACUUCGUCACAGGCUUCAGCAUCACUGUGGUCCCACUCUCCCUGGUUGUCACUGUCUAUGCCAACAUCUUUGCCACCAUCAUGAAGAUCUGCUCAGCCCAGGGGCGAAUCAAGGCCUUCUCCACCUGUGCCUCCCACAUCACUGUAGUCACCAUGUUCGCCAUUCCGUGCAUCAUCUUGUACAUGAGCCUGGGCUCUGACUCCUUGUCAAACAGUGGCAAGAAAAUGUCCCUUUUCUAUAACAUGGCCACAGCCUUCCUCAACCCUGUCAUCUACAGUCUGAGGAACAAGGAUGUGAAAAAGUCUCUCCUCAAGUUGAUAGGACAGGGCAGGGCCCCAGAGUGA
Messenger RNA from Camelus dromedarius (Arabian camel), 1002 nucleotides. RefSeq names its product olfactory receptor 2D2. Gene Ontology annotation, cellular component: plasma membrane. Lineage: Eukaryota; Metazoa; Chordata; Mammalia; Artiodactyla; Camelidae. The record is from RefSeq and is a predicted model, not a curated record. Gene Ontology annotation, molecular function: olfactory receptor activity; G protein-coupled receptor activity. Gene Ontology annotation, biological process: G protein-coupled receptor signaling pathway; detection of chemical stimulus involved in sensory perception of smell.